UUGGAUGAUCUGCAUGUUUUGAACAGAGCCAUAUAAGUGCCCUGAUCUUAGAUGGGGUGAUUCAAUAAGAUGUAAGGUUUUAGGGUUUCCGGAUCACAUUUGCAUCAACGUUUCGGAUAUGGGCUUUUAACAAAGUUUCCUGGUGCAUAAACGAGUGCAAAAACAAAUUUAAGCUCCAUAAACAUGUUAAAGAAGAGACAAAAGCCAUAGAAUUCGUUGAUCUCCAUAUAUAUUCAAUGGAACUGUCGGCGAAUGUACUUUCUAUUGAAAUUAUCCCAUUAAAAUCCAUGACGACGUGGAUAGAAUUGACAAGAUGCUGCGAUCCCAUGGUGGAAAGGAAAGGACCAGCACUCUGAGUAACAUCCCUGUCUUUCCGCACAGUUUUUUGUCCAGAGCAGAGCCCUAGUUGGGUACCCUUGAAUGUCAUUUCCAUAUCAGAGUAUUCACCUGGGAAGGAUUUAUUUUUAUGCCUGAGAGAUCAAGAAGUGUCUGCAGAGCCUAUCAGAAGAAAACUAAGAUGUCCAAGAAAAUUGUGUUGAAAGUUACCCUUGAUGGGGAGAAGGGCAAGCGGAAGGUCAUGAAGACUGUUGCAGGGACAGAAGGUGUUGAUUCUUUGGCAAUUGAUACCAAGGAGGAGAAAAUCACAGUCAUAGGAGAUGCAGACCCAGUUAUGCUUACCAACAAACUCAGAAAGUUUGGAUGGACAGAAUUGUUGAGUUUUGGGCCUGCAAAAGAGCCAGAGAAGAAGCCUGAAGAGAAGAAAACUGAAGAGAAGAAACCUGAAGAGAAGAAGGCUGAUGAUAAGAAGGAUGAGAAAAAGGAUGAGAAGAAAGAUGAAAAGAAAGAGGAGAAGAAGACUGAGCCAGCAAAGGCAAACCCAGAGCAAAAUAUAACAUGUGUGUAUGUCCCAAAUAGCUGUGACCGUUGCAGUGGGUAUACAUUUGCCUGGAGCCAUGAGAAUCCCAAUGCCUGUUGUAUCUCAUGAAUUUUGGCUCCUGUUUUUAUUAGGAUAAUCUGCAUGGUUUGAACAGAACCAUAUAAGUGCCCUUAUCUUAGAUGGGGUGAUUCAAUAAGAUGUAAGGUUUUAGGAUUUCUGGAUCACAUUUGCCUUGAGCCAUGAGAAUCCCAAUGCCUGUUGUAUCUUGUGAAUUUGGCUGCUGUUGUUAUUAGGAUAAUCUGCAUGUUUUGAACAGAGCCAUAUAGCCCUGAUCUUAGAUGGGGUGACUCAAUAAGAUGUAAGGUUUUAGGAUUUCAGGAUCACGUUUGCAGCCUGUUAAUGAAAUUUUACUGCAUCCAUGUAUCCAAAUUGUCUUGCUCUGUUACAAGGGAAGAAGGCAAAGCUCCAAAACAACAAAGAAUGUACCAGUUGUUUACUUU
Molecule: messenger RNA, 1377 nt
Organism: Cryptomeria japonica (Japanese cedar)
Lineage: Eukaryota; Viridiplantae; Streptophyta; Pinopsida; Cupressales; Cupressaceae
Product: heavy metal-associated isoprenylated plant protein 39
Exons: 4
Coding region: 467-985 (172 amino acids)
Molecular function (GO): metal ion binding
Source: RefSeq, a predicted model, not a curated record